GCCGACGCGCUGAGGGGGCGGGGUGAAAGGUCACAGCGGGGCGGCGGGUCUGGCUGGCGGCAGCUGCGGGCGGGAGCUGAGUGUCCGGAGUGCACGUGUGGAGGAGCGACGGCGGCAGCAGCGCGGCGGCGGCAGAUCUCCCCGCGUCUUCUAGAGCUUCAGGGCCUGGCUUGGCUUUCGCGGCCUCGUCGUCCCCUCAGCCAAGAGGCCGGCGUGUGAGGUUGAGUGGCCUGAGCUUAGGGCGCGGAGAGCUCGGGGCGACGAGGACGACGGCGUUGGUGGCGGCUGUAACGACGGCCUCAGCAGACGGAGAAGAUGAAAGGUAGCCGGAUCGAGCUGGGAGAUGUGACACCCCACAAUAUUAAACAGUUGAAGAGAUUGAACCAGGUCAUCUUUCCAGUCAGCUAUAAUGAUAAAUUCUACAAGGAUGUACUAGAGGUUGGUGAGCUAGCAAAACUUGCGUAUUUCAAUGAUAUAGCUGUAGGUGCAGUGUGCUGCAGGGUGGAUCAUUCACAGAAUCAAAAGAGACUUUACAUCAUGACACUAGGAUGCCUUGCACCUUACCGAAGACUAGGAAUAGGAACUAAAAUGUUAAAUCAUGUCCUAAACAUCUGUGAGAAAGAUGGCACUUUUGACAACAUCUAUCUGCAUGUCCAGAUCAGCAAUGAGUCAGCGAUUGACUUCUACAGGAAGUUUGGCUUUGAGAUUAUCGAGACUAAGAAGAACUACUAUAAGAGGAUAGAGCCCGCAGACGCGCAUGUGCUUCAGAAAAGCCUCAGAGUCCCAUCCGGUCAGAGUGCAGAGACACAAAAGACAGACAACUGAACACAUCUCAAAUGAACUCUCUUGCACUUGCUUGUCGCCAAAUAAAAGAAAGACAGACCCACUGGUUCCCUUCCCCCUUUCUUCAGCUUUCCUCCUUUGUUACUCCUUUUUUCUUUCCUCUUACAGUUUUUAAUUCUUUCAUGGACUCUUAAAAAUGAUCAUGUUUG
This is a messenger RNA of Rattus rattus (black rat), 992 nucleotides long. RefSeq names its product N-alpha-acetyltransferase 50, NatE catalytic subunit (gene Naa50). NCBI's taxonomy places the organism in Eukaryota, Metazoa, Chordata, Mammalia, Rodentia, Muridae. The transcript is spliced from 5 exons. The record is from RefSeq and is a predicted model, not a curated record. Gene Ontology annotation, biological process: mitotic sister chromatid cohesion. Gene Ontology annotation, molecular function: acyltransferase activity, transferring groups other than amino-acyl groups. Gene Ontology annotation, cellular component: NatA complex. Bases 316 to 825 code for a protein of 169 amino acids.